Glycine soja is the source of this 1342-nucleotide messenger RNA. Its product is annotated as isoaspartyl peptidase/L-asparaginase. NCBI's taxonomy places the organism in Eukaryota, Viridiplantae, Streptophyta, Magnoliopsida, Fabales, Fabaceae. Gene Ontology annotation, molecular function: hydrolase activity. The record is from RefSeq and is a predicted model, not a curated record. The transcript is spliced from 5 exons. Bases 130 to 1098 code for a protein of 322 amino acids.
GACCAACAAUUUCAAGCAAGGCGAUUUGGAGAAGAUUUGGCAGAAGCUUCUGUUUUGACAGUUUCCUCAGACGAAAUCCAGACGAAAUCGUGAAGGGGAACCUGACAGAGGCAGUUAACGAACAAACAGAUGGGUUGGGCCAUAGCACUACACGGCGGCGCCGGCGACAUCCCGCUUUCCCUUCCACCGGAGCGCCGCCAGCCUCGCGAGGAGGCCCUCCGCCACUGCCUCCAAAUCGGCGUGGAAGCUCUCAAGGCCAAACUGCCUCCUCUCGACGUGGUUGAACUUGUCGUUCGGGAGUUGGAGAACAUUCCGCAGUUUAACGCGGGAAGGGGAUCUGUGCUGACUUGCAGAGGCACCGUGGAAAUGGAAGCUUCCAUAAUGGACGGCACCACUAUGAAUUGCGGAGCUGUUUCCGGCCUCACUACCGUCGUCAACGCCAUCUCUCUUGCUCGAUUGGUCAUGGAAAACACGCCUCACAUCUAUCUCGCUUUCGAUGGAGCAGAGGAAUUUGCAAGACAACAAGGCGUUGAGACUGUGGAUUCAAGCCAUUUUAUUACAAAAGAAAAUAUUGAAAGGCUAAAGCAGGCAAAAGAAGCUAACAGGGUUCAGAUUGAUUAUACGCAACCUAUCCAAAAUGAUACUAAGAAAGAGACCGCAUUGGCUAAUGGUGAUAGCCAAAUUGGAACUGUUGGGUGUGUGGCUGUAGAUAGUCUUGGGAAUUUGGCUUCUGCAACAUCUACUGGUGGAUUAGUGAACAAAAUGGUGGGUCGAAUUGGUGACACACCAGUCAUUGGUGCUGGUACCUAUGCGGAUGCACGUUGUGCGGUUUCAGCGACAGGCAAAGGUGAAGCAAUAAUACGUGGGACAGUGGCAAGAGAUGUGGCUGCUCUGAUGGAGUUUAAGGGUCUUUCUCUCGUGGAAGCUGCUAAUUGUGUUGUACAUGAGCGCACACCAAAAGGCACUGUUGGUUUGGUUGCUGUGUCUGCCAAAGGAGAAGUUGCAAUGCCUUUUAAUACAACAGGCAUGUUCAGAGCGUGUGCUACUGAAGAUGGAUAUUCUGAGAUUGCAAUUUGGCCUGCUGCCAAAAUAGAGUAGUCUUUAGGCUUUACUGAUUUCCAAGCUUAAUGUAUUCUGACAUUUGAUGAUGCUUCACGCAUGCUUAUAUCACAGGGAAAUCUAUCUGCUUUUCAAGGUAUAAAUAGUCGUUUGGUUCCUGAUCAUAGUCUUCCCAAGCGCCUCUUUAUCCGUUACACUCUGCUUUUUAUAUAGUUUGUGCUACAUUGUGAAUAUGAUAACCUUCUAUCAUUACCAAGGUGUUUAUAACCAUCAUCUUCCUUUA